UUUUGUAUCUAUAGUCACUGGUAUACACUCGAAUAAUCGUAUAGAGGUUAAGAUAGUCUGUAUAAACAAAAUAAGAAUAUCGCAGAAAAAUAAGGAAAAUAAUAACUGCUAUAAAAACAUUAUCAUCAGGCAUGUAAGAAGAAGUGUAAUAUAUUCAUAAAAUGACAGACGAGAAAGCACAAACUCAAGAGUUUAAAUUAGAUCCAGACUGUGAAUUACGAUUCGAGGUUGAAUCGAAGAAUGAAAAAGUUACACUGGAGUUGAAAACUGGUUUGGCAGAAGUAUUCGGCACAGAACUAGUAAAAGGAAAGAAAUAUGAAUUCACUGCUGGAGCUAAAGUUGCUGUAUUUACUUGGCAGGGUUGUACGGUAGAAUUAGUUGGAAAAACUGACGUUAGUUACGUUGCCAAAGAGACUCCGAUGGGUCUUUAUUUAAAUUGCCAUGCUGCGAUGGAAAGGCUCAGAGAAAAUGCAGAGAAAGAUGACACCAGAGGACCGAUAACGAUGGUCGUUGGUCCCUGCGAUGUUGGAAAAUCUACGCUUUGUAGGCUUUUAUUGAAUUAUGCGGUUAGAAUGGGCCGCAGACCUAUCUUUGUGGAUCUAGAUGUUGGCCAAGGUCACAUAGCGAUACCAGGCACCGUUGGAGCAUUGUUAGUCGAACGUCCAUCUAGCAUAGUCGAAGGUUUCAGCCAACAAGCACCGUUGGUCUUUCAUUUUGGACACAAAUCUCCGAAUGCCAAUGUUGCUCUUUAUAAUCUUCUUGUAACACGACUUGCAGAAGUCUGUUCCGAUAGACUCCAAGCUAAUAAAAAGGCCAGAGUCUCAGGAAUUGUGAUAAAUACCUGCGGUUGGGUCAAAGGAGCUGGAUAUAAAUUAUUGACCCAUGCUGCUCAGGCUUUUGAGGUCGAUGCGAUUUUAGUACUAGAUCAAGAGAGACUUUACAACGAACUUGUUAGAGAUAUGCCGGAUUUUGUUAAAGUUGUUUUUGUACCAAAAAGUGGUGGGGUCGUGGAGAGGAGUCAAGCGCAGAGAGUGGAAGCUAGGGACCAAGGUGUUAGGGAAUAUUUUUAUGGGUCUAGAACUCCGUUGUAUCCGCAUAGUUUUGAAGUGAAAUGGAGCGAAGCCAGAUUGUAUAAAAUCGGAGCCCCCGUAUUACCCGCAUCCUGUAUGCCGCUUGGAAUGAAAGCGGAAGAUAAUCUAACUAAAUUAGUGGCUGUUACACCUGGACCGAAUCUUUUGCAUCAUUUAUUAUCAGUCUCGUUUGCUGAUUCACCGGAAGACGAUGUGGUACAAACUAAUGUCGCUGGAUUUGUCUGUGUAACCAAUGUCGAUGUAGAGAGGCAAACGUUCACAGUGCUAAGUCCACAGCCUAGGCCAUUGCCAAACACUGUUUUAUUACUUUCAGAUAUUCAGUUCAUGGAUAGUCAUUAAAAUUUUUAUACAGAAUAUUAUUUAAAAUAAAAAAAAAAUAAAUUUCUUAUUAUUAUACAUA
Molecule: messenger RNA, 1491 nt
Organism: Osmia bicornis bicornis
Lineage: Eukaryota; Metazoa; Arthropoda; Insecta; Hymenoptera; Megachilidae
Gene: cbc
Product: protein CLP1 homolog
Exons: 3
Coding region: 162-1430 (422 amino acids)
Biological process (GO): tRNA splicing, via endonucleolytic cleavage and ligation
Cellular component (GO): nucleus; mRNA cleavage factor complex
Molecular function (GO): polynucleotide 5'-hydroxyl-kinase activity
Source: RefSeq, a predicted model, not a curated record